Molecule: messenger RNA, 839 nt
Organism: Paramecium tetraurelia
Lineage: Eukaryota; Ciliophora; Oligohymenophorea; Peniculida; Parameciidae
Exons: 3
Source: RefSeq, a predicted model, not a curated record
AUGAGCUUUGAACGCUAUCAUUCCUCGAAAUCAAAUUUUGAAUCUGAUAACAACUAGUGCAAUCACAAUGGAAACAAUCACGUGCGUUUGAAAUAUGCUCCAAUUAAAAUUAUUCAAAAUAAAGUAGGAGACUGUGAGAAGAAACGAAAAUAUCCUCAAUUAAAUUUGCGAUUUUAACCAGCUGAUGAAAUCACAACUCGUUAAGAUCCAAAUGUUACUAUUCCUCUAAGUUUUCUAUAAUAAUUAAUUCAAUAGGCAUAUUCAAAUAAAUAAUUACGCACUAUCAAUAACCCAUCAAUUCGCAUUGAAGAAAAUAGGAAUGAUGCAGUGGAAGAGUUAAUAAAAUAAAUUGAAAUCCAAUAGAAGGGUAUUUACCCAAUUGAUGAGGAACAAAAAUUGUAGAACAUCCUCUUAUCAAACCACAUGAACUUUAUACUUGAAAACGAUGAUGCAAAGGAGAUUAUUGAUAACUUCUUUUUAGAUAACUUUAACCUAAAACCUCAUUUUUGGACCUGGCUAAAAUAAUUAGAAAUAAAAGCCAUCUAAGACAUGUACAUUCAUUGUCAUUUUGAUCCCAAAAGGAUAACAAUGCCAAGAUAUGUUCAAACUAUUAUUUCAAAAACUCUCUAUUGAAUUUUAUUCAAAACAUGCUUAUGCUUAAAUAUUGCGAAGUGAUUUAUCUGAUAAGCUAAAAUAUUUAUCUUAAAUUGGAGAAAUAUUUAAUAAAAUUGCAAAGCCAUAAGAGUUUUAUUAUUUUAAAUCAAGGUGAUACCAAACUGUAAUCAUAUGAGCUUAAAUUAUUUUUCUGUAUAUUAGUUAAUAAAAUAAUAAUAUCAAAA